Messenger RNA from Acanthaster planci (crown-of-thorns starfish), 5262 nucleotides. RefSeq names its product membrane-associated progesterone receptor component 1-like. Gene Ontology annotation, cellular component: membrane; endomembrane system; endoplasmic reticulum. Lineage: Eukaryota; Metazoa; Echinodermata; Asteroidea; Valvatida; Acanthasteridae. The record is from RefSeq and is a predicted model, not a curated record.
CACCAGACUAAAUUCUCAGCAUCCACCAUGGCGGUCGAGGAACUGUUGAGAGAGCUGUUUUUCAACCCAAUAAAUCUCGCAUUACUGUCCGUUUGCGGAUUUCUUCUCUACAAAAUCUUUGUAGGGAGUAGAAGGAAGCCAGAUCCACCCAGGGAUCCACCUCUCCCGAAGAUGAAGAAGAGAGAUUUCACCCUGCAAGAUUUGAAAGACUACGAUGGCACUGGCGCAGACAAACGGGUGCUGGUUGCAGUGAACGGCAAAGUUUUUGAUGUGUCGAGGGGGAGGAGAUUUUACGGACCAGGGGGUCCAUACGGCGUUUUUGCUGGUCACGAUGCUUCCCGUGCCUUAGCAACAUUCUCUUUGGAUAAGGAUUCUUUCAAAGAUGAGUACGAUGACCUUUCUGACCUAGACAAGGAAUCUUUGGAUGGUGUCCGAGAAUGGGAAAUGCAGUUCAUGGAAAAAUAUGACUACGUGGGCAAGUUGUUGAAACCAGGGGAGGAGCCCACGGAAUAUUCAGAUGAAGAGUCCGCCACAGAGACAGAGAAGAAAGAGAACUAGGAGCAACCAAGCAUGAGAGAUGAACAACGCACUACAAUAUGUGCGUGCCAGUGUGCCAAUAAAGGAAUGAGUGCCGUGGUGAGAAUCGUUUGAUGAGAUGGCAGAUGGAACGUUUCAUUUCACAACGCAAGGCCGAGUGGAAUGGAUUCUCCCAUCUGUCACCUCAGGAAGUUAUUCUUUCCAUGGCAUGAAUGUGGCAUAUUCAUUGUUUUUUUUAAUGCCGAAUAAAUCCCCAGCUGAAUGUACAUGUAUACGUCUGCAUCAACUACAUGUACAUGUAUGAGUUCAGAAAUGUCUUGUUAUUAGGGAUUAGUUUGUCUAAUAUUUAUCGAUUUGAACAUUCUAUUUUUGCAGUGCUGGUACCUGGUACAUUUGUGCCACGUGUUUGUAUGAAUAAAUCAGUAAUCACAUCAUCCUCCACCCAUCGACGAGAUGACAGGGAAUUAUUCAAGUGUUACAUCGAAUGGAAUGUGACAAGUCAAAUUUAUUCAGUUCAACAUUUAAGCAAUAUUGGACUUUUCUGUUGUGCUAGCUUUAUGAAAAUGUGCCCACACAUUGUUUCCAUUUGGAUUGUGGCAUUGGUUGACUGCUCGGUGAACAUUCCUCAUAAAAUGCCAUGAUCUUAAUGUGUUGAACAUGUAGGGUUGGGCCAUUCUUGGGUGGGUGUACAUACAUGUCUGUAUGGCAGGCUAAUGUUCAGUGCUCAGCCUAGUCCAUUACAAGUCCCUGUGAGCCCACCACAAGUCAUUCAGUCUUAUUAAAGCCAAGACACAAGCCUUUUAAACUGAACCUGUGGCACUGUUCAGCCUGUUAGUACAUAAGGACAGGACUCUACUUGUGAACGGACUUGUAAUGGACGGCAACACUGGUGAUUCCAUCAGAGUAUUCAAGGUUUUGAAACACUUCCUACCAGGAGCUCUGCCAUGAAAGGUUUACUUUCAGGCUUUGCUAUUCAAUAUCACAGUUUGGUUUUCCAUAACUACAAGAUAAAAGAGCUGUUACCGCAUAGGCAAUAUUUUGUAUUGCUUUGUUUUGAAAUGUUACUCUCGCUUGGCCCAAAAUAUUGGAGUUGUAGUUUGGUGUUUAAGCAGCAGUGGCCUAAUGGGGGUUGUAUCCUAACAUGGCAUAUUUGGGCAACUCAAGCACAACUGGUACAUGUACAUGUAAUUCACAUUACUUGAAUGUACAUGUAUAUGAAAGAUUGUCCUGUACCACCGCCUUCUCAUAUUGUAGUGCGUUGUUAAAUCAAAGACCAGUUUUUAUAGAUACUGGUACUAACAAAUGAAAGUGAUUUCCAUAAUGCUUUACUUCAAGAGAUAGCCAGUUGCUUGUACUGGUACCUUGUAAAAAAUGAGGUACAUACAACGUGUACAUUUAGAUUUAGAGGCUUUGCAUUCGCUUAGAGUCACUUGUCAUUCAAACAAAGGAAAAGGGUUCAAAACUUGUAAAUAAUUGUUGUCAAUUUUGGAUUGACUUGAAUAAUUUACUAUUCAGGUGUUAAUUUUAGCCUUUGUGUACUCGGUCAAAAUCUAUUACAGUUUCAUUUGAUCAUCAAAAUGCUAAGUCUUGGAUCUUUAUGCAAGGGGACUUGCAUGUUUCUUGUGCUAGUCUUGUGCUAGUGUUCUGUUCUCCCCCAUCCAUUUUCACCUGGAAUGCUUUUCACUUCAUUUCUUUUCAACUUGGUAACAACUUGUGUUUUCUUCGAACAUUCCUACGUUCUAUGCAUUAGGUAGGCAUCUUUCAUUUUAGUGGCAUGCAUCUCUGCCUUUCAAGUAAUCUUGGUACUUUGAUACAUGUACGUACAAUUGGACUGUUUCAAUUCCUCUUGUGGUGGUAUCCAGUUUGAAUGCCCCAAUACUUUGCUACAAUACUGAUUUUGAUUUUGUCUUGAAUACGAAAUCUAAGAGAAGGAUUAUUUCUUUUCAACUGAGGACAUGCAUGUACAUUCAUCCAUAAAAAAGUGGGCUUGUUGAACCUCAACAAUGCUUCAGUGAUUUAUUUCUGUUGUUAAAGUCUUAGUUGGUUUAGUUUUUGUCAUUAUCACUUUCAUUUGAAUCAAAGCUUUUUAAAGGUAAUAAGAGAAAAGAUAUAUAGUGGAAUGGUUUCUUAUAGUAAAUAUACUUGUAUAUGAUGGACUUUAGGCAUGAACUAACAGAAUAUCCUCCCCUAAAUUUAGAGUGGAGGGUAUUCUAUGAGAACUGUGAGUUUUAGUUUACGAAAAUGUAAACCCUUUUUUGUGUUUGUCGGGCCUCUUCCAGGGAUCAGUCGUAACUCCACAAAAAGGACAUUCUUACAUUUGCAUUGUAUACGUGUAUAUGAUGGCCCAGAAAAAAAGGGUUGAUUUCAUGAAGUUGUGUGCUCUACGACUAUGAUCGUGUAUUUUUCAUAAAGUAGGAGCAAGAUGUAUUCAAAUAAGACUUUUAUGGCUUCCCUUUUGUCAUGCUUCACUGAGCACCUUUGUUUGGAAAAUGUUACAUGUACAUGUAUGUCAAGAGCCAUUUGCGACACUUCUGUAGAAUUGGAGUUUCAUUCGGGGAAAGUGGUAAGCCAACAUUUAUUUGUGUUAAAUGGAAUGCCUGUAGUCUUGCUUUGCGGAAAAACGUAUCUCAGGUUAGCUAUGUGAUGCGGAUGCAUUAGGCUGAUGCAUGAGAAAAAAAAGUUGUUUCGGUUAAAACCAGUUAGCUAGAUAUGUCUAACAACAGUUAGUGUCAUGGUCCAGCUCACCAUUGAGCAAAGAGUGUUUGUUGUGACUGAAUUGAUAACCAUCUUGUUUUUUAAUGUUUCAAAAACGUUAAACUUUGCUUCGGGCCAUGUUAGAUGUGAUCAGUCAUUUUUAAAACAGUGCUGCUUGGUGAAGCAUGAGUUGAGGAAGUCCAAAGUGUUUUGCUCUUUAUGGCAAACACAAUAGUUAGUCAUUUUAACAUGGCACACAACUUGGAUUCAUUAACCCUUUAUUUCAGGAUUCAUUUUUUUCCGGCAUACCCUGUUCAUGUAGGAUUCAUUUGAUUUCUUCCAAUUCCUGGCAAUUUCAUGUUCUCAUAGUUCCAGCAACCUCCCUGCCGAGGGUACUGAGACAGUUUAUUGGAAUCUCUCUUGUAUGAGAAGAUAUCAUUUUUCAAACAAGUUUUGUCUUGCCUAUUUUGAUUAAUUUACUCAAGUAUGGUGUACUAAUCAUAGAUUAAUGAUGACUGGCUGUACAAGCUUGGGAAUUUUAAGACAGCUGCAGUGUUUUAUGUUGAUGAAAAUGUAGUGAAGCAAGCAGCCUUCAAAGUAGCUAAUGAGAAUGAUCAAACAUUGAAUUCAAAUAGUGAGAAAUUUGUAAAUGGUUAAAUUUACAAAAUUAAAAACUUACAUGAAUGUUUCUUGAUCUGCUGUGAAAUAGUACAUGUGGAUGUACCAUUGAAAUAUGGGAGUGGAUUGCAUCCAUUUUACAAUAUUAGUAAUUUUUGUAUGCAUUCCACCAGAAAUAGAUUUUUAAAAGUGCUAUUUGAUGAAUUAGUUCUUUCAGCAAUUAGCAGGAUGCCUAGGUUGGCAGGUUGGCAAGACAGCAAAAGCAGUGAAAUGGUUCAUGAUUUGAGUACUGCUCCUUGAAAUCUUGCAGGAAGCCUUUGCAGUUGUUGAAAGUUCCACAGGGCUUUACAUGGUGACAAUGUAGAGAACUCUGCAGUAAUUCAGUCACUGUUGAGUUUGCAUUUGUGCACAAAAGAGGAGCAAGCCAGGGUGUAUCUCAAAACGUUCUCUGAUCCUGUUAAACGGAUUUAUUACUCUGAUCAGAGGACGAAUCCUAUGGUCUGCUAGGAGUGUUCCUUCUCCCGGGGGAUCUUCCAAAUCUCUGUGUACAUCACAGACUGCAUGCUAUACUUAUAGUUUUGUGAAUCAAGCCCCCCUUGGAUUAAGAUCACUAUGCUUAACUUAGCUGUACAGUUUGUGUAGUCUGAGGCUGUAGAUGGAUGGAGGUUUAUGUCCUUCCCCACGGUGAACAUUUCGGAACCGAGUGUACAUAUGGGGCUCUUAAUGAACUCCUUGUAGAAGAUGAAACAAAAAAAAAGGGAUGUGUGUUUCCUGCUAAAAGCAGUACAUCAGGGGACUGUUCCAGCUUUUUCUGAGCUCGGAGACAUUCCCUGAAGUCUAAAAUGGUGCUUCCACUGGAAAAAUGAACAACAUGCGGGGUUGAGUCUCAUUGUAUAUGUGAGCUCUUACGACGUGUAUGUUGUGAUCAGCGUCACUUUUAAAUUUGUGUGUUAAUCUAUUGAAGUGUGAUCUUAAUGAGGAGAAUUAACCCUUCUAACUUCAGUUGCAAACAUCGGGGUAUUGUGUCGAUUUGCAAUGUUGCAUAAAUUCUUAUAGUUAGCAUUGUUCGGGCAGGAAUGCUCGGCCUGUUUGCCCUCAUAUAAAACGUUUGAAACCGGUUCAGGAUUUCGAUCAUUUGGGAAAGAUGAACGAAUCCUGUGUGAAGUGAUGUGAAUGACACUUGAUGAAAUACGCAUCUACCCAGCAAAAGUAAUUUCAGUGAAUUGUGUGAGUUGCAUGUACAGAAAUUCUGAUUAGGUAGAUGAUUAUUGCUUAGAUUUCUGUUAUUUGAUAAGCUGUUAUGUUACCAGUUGAUAACUUUGCCAAUUUUCUGUUAAGUGUUGAAAUUGGGCUAUUCGAGUGAUAUACAAAUAAACUGGCUAGAUGCUUGGAACUGUUAUGUAUGGACUGAAA